GCGCGGAGCCCGUGAGCCGCCUGGCCCCGGCGGAAAGUUUUCCCUGACGGAGUUUUGGCGGCGGCGGCGGCGGCGGCGGCCCGAGCUGCCAUGGACGCGCUCAAGUCCGCCGGGCGGGCGCUGAUCAGGAGCCCCAGCCUCGCCAAGCAGAGCUGGGGGGGCGGCGGCCGGCACCGGAAGCUGCCCGAGAACUGGACAGACACCCGGGAGACACUGCUCGAGGGCAUGCUCUUCAGCCUCAAGUACCUGGGCAUGACGCUGGUGGAGCAGCCCAAGGGUGAGGAGCUGUCGGCCGCCGCCGUCAAGAGGAUCGUGGCCACGGCCAAGGCCAGUGGGAAGAAGCUGCAGAAGGUGACUCUCAAGGUGUCGCCACGGGGGAUCAUCCUGACCGACAGCAUCAGCAGCCAGCUCAUUGAGAACGUGUCCAUUUACAGAAUCUCCUACUGCACAGCAGACAAGAUGCAUGACAAAGUGUUUGCGUACAUCGCACAGAGCCAGCACAACGAGAAUCUUGAGUGCCACGCUUUCCUCUGCACCAAGCGGAAGAUGGCCCAGGCUGUCACCCUCACAGUAGCCCAGGCCUUCAAAGUCGCCUUUGAGUUUUGGCAGGUAUCCAAGGAAGAGAAGGAGAAGAGGGAGAAAACCAGCCAAGACGGAGGGGACAUCCUGGGUGGGGGCUGCCGAGACAGCACCCCUUCGCUGAAGAGCCUGGUCGCCACUGGGAACCUGCUGGACUUGGAAGAGACAGCCAAGGCCCCGCUGUCCGCGGUCAGCGCUAACACCACUCACAUGGACGAGGCACUGCGACCUCAAGACUUAAACAGCAGCAGCGUUGUCUGGGAGCUGGAUGAUGGCCUGGAUGAAGCAUUUUCAAGGACCCAGAUUUCCCUGGAGGUGCCCUUGCUCCUUACUGAAAGUAGUCGGAUCGUUCAUUUCUGUCAUCCUUUGAGCACAGGAGGGCAACACAGCCUCGGGAGAAGACUGUGACAUCCAGCCCGCCUUCCGUGGGGGGCCCAGCGGGCCGGGGCUUGGGCUCCUGGCCCUGGGGGCUCUCAGAGACAGAGGGGCAGCCCCUGACCAAAGACAACACGUGGCAGGCACUUUAAAGCACGCACAGCAGGUGUGGCCCCCAGCUCCUCGAUGGUGCUUCGUUGCGUAGAGCUUUCUUUCUGCCCUUCUUCCGAGAGAUGAGGCCCAGAGUCCCCAUCAGUGCUUGGAACCGGUGUAACUGGCUGCCCUGGACUCCCAGAGUCUGCCUGCGACCGUGGGGUCAUCCGUGUGACCGCCUCCUGCAGAGCUCCCACCCUGCCCUUCCCCCUCCACGGGGAUGAAGGUUUUCCCGCGCUGCUGUUCGGUCUGAGCCCCACCUCCCCAUACUUCCUGAGAUAGUGCGUGAAACCUAACACCUAGAUUUGUUUGCGAAUGUUUGGUUGCCAGUUUCUAGAUGAGGAAACUGAGACCACACGCGUGGAAGGGGUAGAGUCAAGAGUAGAACCCAGAUCUGGUGCCAAAGCUGCCUUCUCACCCACACCUCUCACAACUCACACCUCCUUUUUUCUAGCUUUGUUGCCCUCCCAGGAACCAAAAAGCCCCAGCUAUUUUCUGACCAAAAUGUGUUUCAUAACAAACCAUCUGGUGCCUUUACUCACAUAACUGGCAUGAGCCUGUGUGCCCUGCUGGCUAUCUCGCUGUUGAUUUCUGUGAAAAUGGAAGUGUUUGAAGUCUGCUAAUUCAGAGGGUGAAACAAAACCAAACUUCAUAAGCAUCAUGCUGUUCCUUCCUGAUGCUCCGACCCCAGGUCGGGGACAUACCAGCAGCAGCCUGUCUUCAGAGUCUCCCUUCCUCCCCUUUCACCCCCAUGGGGCUCCCAGCAAAGCCGCCAGCACAUUCUUCAUCCUCAGGUGCCUCCCAGGCCUGGCUUUACCAAGCUUAAGUCUCUGGUGAUAGUUGGAGCAGGUUUCACCAGCCCAGGAAACACACCGUUUCUUAGAAUCUACGUAUCUAAGCAUCUGAAUCAAAACACAGAGACAGGAGUGCCUGGGUGAGAGGUGGGGUGGGAUUGCCUUUAUCACAAUGUGAGGAUAACUUCCUUUCCCUGGCCCAGCUCCUGCACCCCCGCUGCCCACCCCAGAUCUCCUUGGUAUCAGCCCCUGUAUUUGUCGUGAGGCAGCAGGGCUUGGGCCUGACACGGGCCACCCUUGGCACGAGGGUCCAGGAGCCCUGAGAAAGGCUGUGCUGUGUUUGUGUGAGUCUCCAUGGGGCCUUCAUCUGGUCUCUGGCCAACAGUGGUCAGUGUGCUCCCCUUGUGUCUACAGAUAAGUUUUGUUGUGCUUUACUUUGUGUUGCUGUAAAGGAAGUUCUAAUGAGGAAAAAAAUAAGUAAUAAAUGUUCUCUUUUUGAAAUACAAA
Balaenoptera ricei (Rice's whale) is the source of this 2408-nucleotide messenger RNA. RefSeq names its product low density lipoprotein receptor adaptor protein 1 (gene LDLRAP1). Gene Ontology annotation, cellular component: early endosome. Lineage: Eukaryota; Metazoa; Chordata; Mammalia; Artiodactyla; Balaenopteridae. The coding region runs from base 91 to 987 and encodes 298 amino acids. The record is from RefSeq and is a predicted model, not a curated record. The transcript has 9 exons.